UGGGGGAAAUCAGUCGUGUUGUGAUCAACGGAGAGGAUUGUUUGUGUUUUCAAAUAUCGCUCUCGUCUCGUAUUUUGAAUACUCGAAGGUGAUAUCUACGAAUAAUCAGAGAAAAAUCCCGAUAAAAAAUGGGAGCCGGCUACACGUGCAUGAAGUGGCUGUUCAUCGUGCUCAACGCGGUAUUUUUGCUAUUUGCGAUUGCUGGCAUAGGAGCGUCAAUAUGGAUGCUGGUCGAUCCGACAAUUCCUCUGCAUUUCACGCAGGAGGCAAAUGAUUACCUGAUAUCAACAGUGAUCAUUUUUGUGGCGUCGAUCAUUUUGCUUUUCGUCGCCAUUUUGGGCAUCUACAGUGUCAGCAGAGAGUCCAGAAAGGCUCUCAUAGCAAGUUUCUGUUUGCUUUUGAUCAUCGUUGUGGCUCAGAUAGCAGCAGGUGUGUGGGGCUACAUAAAUCGUGAGAGCCUGGAUGCUCACAUUAAAGCUUCUGUCAAGAAAACAGUCAGGGAGGACUAUGAUAGAGAUGAGAAUUUCAGAAGGCUCUUUGAUACUAUCCAGUCAAAGAUGGAAUGUUGUGGUGCUGAACGUUCCUCCGACUGGACCAGAGUGAAGGAAUUCAACAUGGGCGUAUCUUCGAAUCCUCAACUGUACGACAUUCCAGAAAGCUGUUGCAGGCCCGGUUAUUCUCCCGAAGAUUGUCGCAGGUCCACCAGAAGCCAGAAGGUGGGAAGCGAACCGGACAAAAAAUACGUCUUCGAUCGCGGCUGCUACACGCUGAUCAUGGAGACGCUCAGCCAAAGCGUCGGUAUGAUUCUGAUCGUCGGCGGUGUGAUCCUCGCGAUAGAACUGGUCGGUUUGCUUCUGGGUCUGAUCAUCUCCUGCUCGAUGAACAGGACGCAUCGGUACAAGGCCUAAAAGGACCCCAAAACGGGGGUCCGGAGAAGGCCGAGGCGGCGCACAUUGUUAACCGAUUUUUUUGAGAUACGCAGCGUGAUCGGAGGUUGUGAAGAGUUUGCCGGGUAAAAGAUUCGUGUAACAUUUAAUAAUUUCUGAUACGGUGAUUUUAUAGCAUUUUUUGUCGUAUAAGGCAAGUUUCUUAAUGAAUAAUAGUGGGUGAGGCAUACAGGGUGUUUCUACAACAUGUAAAAAUUCAAUCGUUGCUUUUUUUUAGUACUAUUUUGUCAUCGGUAAUCAUUUACUGAAAAAAAAACAUUUCAAUUGAACAACGCAAUCAAACUGAAGACAAAAAAAUCAUUUUCAAAAAAUUCAAACAGCUAAAAAAGCGUGUGGUGCUUGUUAAUAAAUGUUAGAAUAAUUUUUUAGUUACUAUUUACAAAAUUGGAGUUAUGAUAAUUUGAACCUAAUUGCAUUUUUGCUAAACUUGAAUUUUUUGAAAAAAAUUUCCACUCUUCAGCUGUGGAAGCUGUUUUUUAAACUAUAAUUUGUUUCUGAAUUUUUAGUCUCAAAACGUCAUCAAAGGUACUUAUAAUUGUUUCCAGGUUUUUUUCCCAAAUUAAGAAUUUAAUUUUUUUUCUUGAUUCCCAAAUUUUGUUUCAAUUUUUAAACUCGAAUUUAUUUCCAUAUUUUAACAUUUUCAAAUUUUUUUCAAAAUACCCAAAUUUUUAAAUUAUUUUCCAAAUUUUUAAAUUAUUUUCCAAAUUUCCGAAUUAUCCACUUAUUUACACAUUUUAAAAUCGUUUUUUUUCAGACUUCCAAAUUCAACUUUUUAAAAAAGUUUUACGCGUAUCUAAAUCAAUCAAAGACAAACGAAAAUUUCAAAUCCGAUUUCUUUCCAAAUUACAAAAUUCAUUUUUUUUCAAAAAUCCCAAAUAUUUUUGCAAUAAUAAAUUCAAAUUUCUCUUCCAAUUUUAAAAUACCCAAAAACCUUUUUAGAAAUUUUAAAAUUUUCUUCAAAAUUCCCAAAUCUUCAAAUUAUUUUCCAAAUUCCCGAAUUAUCCAAUUACAUAUAUUCCAAAUUUAAAUUUUUCAAAAAUUUUAAAAUUCUUCAUUACGCACAUUACGCGUAUCUAAAUAAAUUGAAUACUAAAAUUGCAAAAUAUGAAACUUGUUGCUGAUAUAAUUUUUUAAAGAUUUUCAAUUUUUUUCCAAAAUUGAAAUUAAUUUUUUCGCAAAAUUCCCAGUUUUUUCAAUUUUUAAUUUGAAAUUUAAAAAAAAUUUUUUUUCAUUAUUUCCAAAUUUUGUAAUCUACUUUUUUACUCACUAAAAACUCACCCUGUAUGUUUUUAUCUGAGCGAUUCACAUGUCCAGAAUAUAUUUUCGUGUUAAUAUUGCAGUUGAAUCUGGUCGCCCCUGUAAAGUAACGUCCUGCCAAAAAAUUAGACUUAACCACGAAUUGCCAAAAAGAUCGAAAAUCAAAAAACGGUACUUAUACGUGUAAAAAUAUUUCUAAGACAAUCAUACACUGAUAAAAAUAUGUUUAACUGCAAGUUCAAACAUUUUUUAUUCAGCUUUGUAUUGUUUGUUCGUAGAACGUAAGUAUAGUGUUUAUGAUUGCACAAAACCAAAUUCGUGCACAAAAAAAUGUUUGAUAAGAAAAAAAGCUUUGGAAAAAUCGGUCAACAAUUUAUACCUCUUAUUUCUGAAUUUGUACAAAUUUUUUCGAGUUCUUUUGAAAUGGAAAGCUCUAUAAACUGUUUAAAAAACUCCAACAAUGCGUAUCUACCUACCUAACAUGACCAAACUAUGCAUAAAAAAACUUAGCUCUAUUUUAGUUACGUCUUUCGUUUGGUUUGAAACAUUAUUUUUUGCAAUUUCAAACGAAAAUUGACGGUUCUUUCCAUUUCGAAAACUUUACUGAAGUUCCAUAAUACGGGCGUUGAUUUUCAUCACAAAAUAUUUUAACGUUCUCUAUUCUUCGAUGUUGUGUACAAAAAAAAUUGCUGAAAGAUGAAUCUAUAUAUUUAGGUAUACUCGAGAUCUAUAUUUAUUUAGAUAUAAUAUUAAUGUUUGUGCCAUACUCAAGAAAAUCUUUAUCCGCUUUGUUGAGACAGAGAAAAAAAUAUUUACGAUAAUUUCGAAUAACAAAAACCGAUGAUUUAUUUUACCAGUACUGGGUUCAAGAUGACAUUGAAAAUGUUUAUUGAUAGAAAUAUAUAUGAGAAAUUGGGAAAAUGCUGUUUAGGGAUUUUUUGCAGAUUUUUGGAUACGGGUUAGUUUUUAAAAAUACGUUUUCAAAAAGACAAUUUUGGGAAUUUUCAGGAUAUGCCCCCUGAGUGAAUUUGUUUUGGUGCAGGUACAGGUUUUUAGCGUCUCUGUCUCAAUGAAUAGAGUCAUACAUGUUUAAAGUUGCAUGUUGAGAACAAACUGUAGACUUGGAAAUAGAUGUAGAACAAUUAUCGUAA
This is a messenger RNA of Acanthoscelides obtectus, 3355 nucleotides long. The record is from the annotation of a GenBank genome assembly. NCBI's taxonomy places the organism in Eukaryota, Metazoa, Arthropoda, Insecta, Coleoptera, Chrysomelidae.